Molecule: messenger RNA, 1011 nt
Organism: Carassius carassius (crucian carp)
Lineage: Eukaryota; Metazoa; Chordata; Actinopteri; Cypriniformes; Cyprinidae
Exons: 1
Coding region: 100-1011 (303 amino acids)
Biological process (GO): neuropeptide signaling pathway
Cellular component (GO): membrane; neuron projection
Molecular function (GO): G protein-coupled receptor activity; neuropeptide binding
Source: RefSeq, a predicted model, not a curated record
AGCUUUUCCUUGAGCUCCAAUUAAGCAGGAUGCAGUGACAUCACAGAUACUUUGAACCGCUGGAGCAGAAACACUGCUGCAGAACACAUCAGUUGAGCGAUGGAGGGCUCUUAUGUGGAUCUUCUGGCUCUGAGGCUCGUCAUCUCCGUCCUCGGUGUUUUAGGAAACACUGUCCUGAUUAUCUCCAUCCUUCAAACGCCUCGCCUGAAGUCCUUCGAGAUCUUUCUCCUCGGACUGGCCUCAGCGAAUCUGGAGGAGAUCGUGAUCGUGGACGUUUACGACAUCUUGCUCUUGCGUUCCUCUCGCAGUAUAAGUGUCUGGAGCUGCAGAGGGCUGAAGUUCCUCUCCAUCUUCGGGGAGAUCUCCAGCAUCCUCUUCACGGUUCUCAUCAGCAUCUAUCGCUAUCAGAAGCUGCGGGAUGUGCACACGCGGGUCAACCUGCCCGUCCUCAUGGACCGUCUGCGCUCGGCCGUGUUUCUCUCUGUGUUCUGCGGCGCAGUGGCUCUUCUCUUCAGUUUGCCCAUGCUUCUCAUUAACCUGGACUGGAGUCACCUGAACUCCUCGUCUCCGGGCUGUCCGGUCGAUUUCUUCCAGUGCUCGUUAACCAGGUGCCCGACUCGCAACCGCCUUUACAAGUACUCCUUCCUUCUGGUGUGCAACCUGCUCCCGCUGCUGAUAGUCACGCUAACGAGCACCAUGAUCGUCAGGAUUUUAAUAGUCCAGCAGAAGACGGUAAGGGCCCGGCAGGAUCCGAGCGUAGCGACUAUGACGUCCCAUCAGCGGUCCAGGAGAUCCUCUUUCCACCGCAGCACGCUGGCCAUCCUGGCGGCCAUGACCCUGUUCCAGCUCAACUGGACCGUCUAUCUGCUGCUGCAUCUGGCCUUUGACCCUCACACCAUCCCUCUGUGGUCAGAGCUGGAGCUCUUCAUCUCCACCUUUUACACCUCAGUCAGCCCGUAUGUCUACGGAAUAGGCAACAACCUGUUCAACAUAAAGCGCUUCAUGAGCUGA